Molecule: messenger RNA, 1546 nt
Organism: Sorghum bicolor (sorghum)
Lineage: Eukaryota; Viridiplantae; Streptophyta; Magnoliopsida; Poales; Poaceae
Exons: 3
Coding region: 112-1203 (363 amino acids)
Cellular component (GO): nucleus
Molecular function (GO): zinc ion binding; nucleic acid binding
Source: RefSeq, a predicted model, not a curated record
GGAACUGUAGAAUUCUGAUGAACGUCUGUUCGAACCUGACCACAGGAAACAGCCCGCAAACCUCUCGCCUCCCGAGGCCACACCUCCUAUCCUCCAAACCCUACCCCUGCCAUGGAAAUCGUCCGCCGAGCCGCCGCUACGGCUCGCCUGGGCGACGACGAUUACCGCCUCCCGGAUCCUUCUCCCCCGCACGGGCAAAUGUCAGUCGAUGCGCUCCGGAGGGAGCUUGUGAAGGAGAGCAUUAUCCAGGAGAUCAUCGCCACUGAGCUGGCGGAGCAGCGGGGGUUAGAGUCCGAGGUCCCGCGCGAGCUCGGGUUGGAGCACGCCGGUCCCGUGUCCCUGUGGACCCCUGCGGGGCUCCAGCUGACCACGUUGCCUCACCAUGAUACAUCCCCUGUGCGGCAAAGGGGUCUGCUCCACCUCGGCAUGCCAACGUUGCCAGAAUCUUGUUUAGAAGAAGGCUUGUUGACGCCCGGAGGUAUGCCGGUGCCCAGACGCUCUGUUAAAGAUCGAAUUGAUGAAUGGUAUCGGCCUCCAUGGCAUCGGAUCUCAGCGAACGAGGAUGCAUUGACUGAAAUUGAAUGGGCUAGGCUGCCUAAAAAGACAUUUUCUGGGGUGAAGAGGAAAAGGACUGAUGAAACUUCAGAAGCAAACAACAAAAGAUUGCCUGAGAAAUGGAUUUGUGAUCUCUGUCACGUGAAUACAUCAGGUGAAAUAUCUUUUGUGGAGCAUUGUGCUGGCUACCGGCACCAGUCAAAUGUAGCAGACAUGGAAUGGGCUAUGGAAACUGCUGAGCCGACAAUGAUAGCAACAGCAGAGUUGUACCGCAGCAUGCAUCACAAUCCAACUGCAUGGAAUUGCAGCAUUUGCCAAGUUAAGUGUUCAGGCGAGUUGGACCUAAACAAUCACUUGAAUGGCAGGAGGCACCAAGAGAACUUAGGAGCUCUAUGGAGAGAGAGCAAGGAAGAUGAAGGGGAGAGUGGAUCCCAGGAGGCUAACCUUUAUGAAAAGAAAGAGCCACAGCUUGUUGACAUGAACCAAAGGCACUCAGGAUGGACUUGUAGCAUCUGCCAGGCUAACUGUACAUCUGAGUCUGACUUGGAGAACCACCUCCGAGGUAGAAGGCACCAGCAGAAUGUAAAUGCCCAAUUGGUAGAAGCCAACAGCACAACAGUUGCUGCCCAUCUUGGUGGAAAGAAAUAGCAGGUAACGCGUAGUGCAUAAAACUAAGAUGCAGUUGCAGACAUAGUUGCUAAAGAUGAUAUUACAAUUUGAGAGACGUGUGUAAGGAACUGAAAGUGCAUUUCAUUUCUUCCAGCCUUGCUCAUCUCCUGGCAUUUUGCGAUUGCAGGAAUUUGACUUUUUUGUGGCUGAGUACAAUACUACAAUGUAUGGUCUGUGUACUUUGUAUACUUGGCCUUGCAUAUUAACACUUAGUGGUUCACAUGGAAAGCAGCUUAUAUGGCCAAUUGGCCAUUGGCGAUCGGUCGUCACUUAGCAAAGUAGGCACUGCCUCUUGGGGAAAUCCAAUGCCUGUGUUUCUUCA